AUGUUUGUCCACACUUUCUACAGAGAUGCUGGCGAUUCUCUCAACGACUGUCGCAUCAUGUUCGUAACCGAAAUCUACAAGAUCGAGGAGCCGGGAAGUUCGGAGGGUCCAGGAGCCUCUUCUGACAGCCCUCUCAAGAGGUCGAACGGACCCGAGUGCAAGGUCUGCAAAGACGACCCGAAGAAGAACUGCCGCAUGUGCAACUGUCACGUUUGCGGCGUGAAGCAGGAUCCCGACAAACAGCUGCUGUGCGACGAAUGCGACAUGGCUUUUCACACCUACUGCCUGAACCCACCGCUCACCACCAUCCCUGAGGACGAGGACUGGUAUUGUCCUGAAUGCCGUAACGAUGCCAGCGAGGUGGUUCUGGCUGGAGAGAAGCUGAAGGAAAGCAAGAAGAAGGCCAAGAUGGCGUCUGCGAGCUCGUCCAGUCAGAGGGACUGGGGGAAGGGUAUGGCGUGUGUCGGCCGCACUAAACAGUGCACCAUCGUUCCCUCCAACCAUCACGGCCCCGUUCCUGGAGUCCCAGUGGGAAUGCUGUGGAAAUUUAGAGUGCAGGUGAGUGAAUCCGGCAUUCACAGGCCUCACGUCGCUGGGAUUCACGGCAGAAGUAACGACGGCGCUUAUUCACUGGUUCUUGCCGGAGGCUAUGAAGACGAUGUGGACGACGGUAACGAGUUCACCUACACGGGCUCCGGGGGUCGCGACCUCUCAGGAAACAAGAGGACGGCCGAGCAGUCCUGCGAUCAGAAGCUCACCAACAUGAACAGGGCUCUUGCUCUGAACUGCAACGCGGCGGUGAACGAGAAGGAAGGCGCCGAGGCCAAAGACUGGAAGGCUGGGAAACCCGUGAGAGUCGUGCGCAGCUCCAAAGGACGCAAACACAGCAAGUACAGUCCUGAAGACGGCAACCGAUACGACGGCAUUUACAAG
This is a messenger RNA of Sinocyclocheilus anshuiensis, 933 nucleotides long. RefSeq names its product E3 ubiquitin-protein ligase UHRF1-like. The transcript is spliced from 7 exons. Gene Ontology annotation, biological process: negative regulation of gene expression via chromosomal CpG island methylation; protein ubiquitination. The annotation marks the transcript as partial. The record is from RefSeq and is a predicted model, not a curated record. Lineage: Eukaryota; Metazoa; Chordata; Actinopteri; Cypriniformes; Cyprinidae. Gene Ontology annotation, molecular function: ubiquitin protein ligase activity.